AUGGCAUUGUCAUUCUUCUCCCCACAACGCAACGACGACGAUCUUCCGUCUUCGUCUUCAUCCUCGCCUUAUCGGUCUCUUCCCCGCCGAGUUGGCCAUGGUCAUGGCUGUGCUGAGUCUGAUAGUGAAAACAAGCUACAGCUUGGACAUGAUCGGCUGGCGAAUGAUGUCCAACAUCUAACGAUCACCAACAUUGAUCCUAGCUCGCCAGAGACGACGGGAUCCUUCUCUUGGCCCAGCAGUGCUGGGCCUGAACAGCCUUUGCUGCAUUCCGUCGUGGGAGAAGGAGAUUAUCAUGUAGAUGGCGUGUCUAUUUCUCCCUCCUUCCCUCGGUCGCUGAUAUGGCGCGCCAGACUUUGGGCUUUGUGGUUGCAGAACAAGGGCAUGGUCCUUGUGAUGCUGUCGCAGUUCUUCGGGGCGUCGAUGAAUGUCAUGACGCAGAUUCUCGAGGUGAAUGGAUCUCAUGGUCCGGCUAUGGAUCCCUUUCAGAUUCUCUUUGCCCGGAUGUCCAUCACGGUUGCCGCUAGCUACCUCUACAUGUGGUACGCCAAGGUCAAGCAUCCGUUUGGUACUCGCCCUGUCCUAGGGCUUUUAGUUAUGCGGGCAGCGUGCGGCUUCUUCGGUGUCUACGGACUUUAUUACUCGGUCCAGUAUAUGGCUCUGUCCGAGGCUACGGUCCUGACCUUCCUGUCGCCCAUUCUUAGUUGCUACGCAUGUUCCUUCUUCAUGGCUGGAGAGACAUUUACACGGCAGCAACAGAUUGCGGGCCUCGCUUCCUUGCUGGGAGUCGUAUUGAUAGCACGACCCUUCACUUCCUCUGGGGCUCCUGGAGAAGUCGAUCCGACCCCGCCUGAUGAAGCGAGUGCCAGUGGUGGUGAGCCCAAUUCUGCGGACGUCUACCACCAUGUGCUGGCCAUUGGCAUCGCUCUUAUCGGGGUUUUGGGUGCCUCAUUCGCGUACAUGGCCAUCCGCAUAAUCGGAAAGCGUGCCCACCCACUCGUAAGUGUCACAUACUUCUCAGCAUGGACAUUGAUUAUCUCCACGGUAGCAUUGGUAGCAGUGCCUUCGGUGCCGUUCCGGCUGCCACGCAGCUUGGAGGAAUGGGGACUGCUCCUGGGGUUGGGAAUCUGUGGGUUUAUCCUGCAGUUCCUGUUGACAGCAGGGCUUUCGUACGUUCCGCCACCUCCCCCGGGCGCCAAGGCUUCCGCCCAUGGGUCCCGCGCAACGUUUAUGCUGUACACGCAGAUGCUCUUUGCACUGCUUUACGACAAAGUGAUCUGGGGCAGCACGCUUUCACCGCUGAGCUGGGCGGGAUCGUGUCUGAUCCUGGGGUGUGCAGUGUAUGUUACCGUGGUGCAGGAUGGUAGUCCUAGCCAGCAGGAUGAGCAAACUGCAGGGGAAGGCUACAAGGACGAUAUCCCAGGCGAACAUCGGCUGGAAGGCCGCGAGUGA
Monascus purpureus is the source of this 1452-nucleotide messenger RNA. Lineage: Eukaryota; Fungi; Ascomycota; Eurotiomycetes; Eurotiales; Aspergillaceae. The record is from the annotation of a GenBank genome assembly.